CCGUAGAUUCUGCGAGAUAUGAGCGUUGCGCUCCGUUAAGACAUUUUCUCAACCGAGUGCAAAGUUUUAGUCGUCUGGGCCCGUUGCUUCGGCGUCACACCUCAUACCGGAAAGGGAAAACAUUUGAAACCGAAACCGCAUAUUCCGCAGUCUAAUAAAGGCGCAGCCAAAGGAAAACAUUCCGCCAAAACUUUGCGGGAUAUUUUGUUAUGUGUGCGUACUGCUACUGUGUACAGAAUCUAGACUAUUCCACUCCACUGCACUUUCCUGUGCCAACAGAAUUGUAUUAGUUCGCGUUCACCGAAUAAUUUAUCCCCGAGAGCUUUCGAAAGGACGAUGAGAUCGACUUUUACAAGUCAAAUCAACAUUUCUACCAACGAGUCUAUCUCUCAUUUGUGAGCGGGUUUUGAGAAGUGGAGCUCCGAGUUUCGAUGCCGGUUACCAUGGGGAUUCUGUUUCUCCUUUUGUUGUUACACGCAACGUUGACGUCGGCGGGAGGACCACCGACAAACCCGUUGGAUCGGCAGUCGUACGCUAAUGGCAACCUAGAGCAGGUGCCCGUCUUGGACCAUCCCGAAAGCACCAGCAUCCGGCAAAGUGAACGGCACUUUUGGCACUGGUUACAUAAGCAACAUAGGCAAUCAGAACUCCGCCACAAAGCAGAGAGAAGUAGCCGAUCCAGGCGGUGGAAGGAAGUUGCCAACGGAGAAGACGAAACCAACCAUCAUCCAGUCAUGCUGGAAAAAGAUGAUUUAUCCCAGCCGCAGCUGGACCCAGAAAACAGUUCGGUUCACGAAGAAGAAAAUCACGGAGGUGAACAUAAUGGAAUUCAUGUGGCCAGUUGGCGAUGGGACGAAAUCGGAAUUUACAUCACGUUCACCACUUUUAUCAUCGUGGCCGGUUUGGCCAAAGUGGCUUUUCAUCACGCGCACGUCAUCUCAUCAAGAAUCCCUGAGUCAUGCUUGCUGAUUCUGCUCGGGACAGCUGUCGGCGGAAUUCUAUAUGCUGCCGGAGUUGGAUUAUGCGAAGGAGUGAGGGGCGCCACUCGCAUUCCAGGUUGCACCCAUCCGGACCGCGACGACAGUUUUCGGUUCCCGACUUUCACGCCGGAACUCUUCUUCUUGAUUCUUCUUCCACCUAUCAUUCUGGAGUCGUCCUAUUCGCUGUACGACCGAGCCUUUGCUGACAAUAUUGGAACUGUCCUCUUCUACGCGGUGAUUGGGACCAUCUUCAACACCUUCCUCAUUGGAUUCUCGCUGCUGGGCUUGGUGACGAUUGGCUGGAUCGGAACUGUCCGCAUUCCCGACGACAACAAUGUGGAGUGGUGGCUGGGUCCGUUUUACACGCUGCAAGCCACGGACUGCUUGGUGUUCUCCUCUCUCAUUUCGGCCGUUGAUCCCGUCGCCGUUCUGGCCAUCUUUCAAGAAGUUGGCAUCAACAAAGAUCUUUAUUUCCUCGUCUUUGGCGAGUCCCUUCUCAACGAUGCUGUGACGGUCGUCCUCUAUUCGAUGAUGGUCGUCUUCGCCCAAAUGGAAGGCAACGUCAGUGGAGGACAGUACGCCCUGGGUAUUGUUUCAUUCUUCACCAUCAGCCUGGGCGGCCUCGGCAUCGGAAUUCUCUGCGGACUGCUGACAGCGCUCAUCACUCGCACCACGUCCGAAGUUCGAGUCGUUGAGCCGUUGGCGGUACUUGGAAUGGCCUACUUUUCCUACCUUUGCGCAGAGCUCUUUCAUUUUUCCGGAAUCAUCAGCUGCAUUGGUUGUGGCCUUGUCCAAGCCCACUACGCCUUUGCGAAUGUUUCGCACAAGUCCUACACGACCGUCAAGUACUUCAUCAAAAUGCUGAGUUCCACCAGUGACGCCAUCAUUUUCCUGUUUUUGGGCAUGGUCCUGGUCAAUGACGUCCACGAGUGGCACACCGGCUUCGUCCUUUGGACACUCUUCUUGUGCCUCGUCGUCCGAUUUCUGGGGGUUUUUAUCUUGACGGCCAUCGCCAAUCGAUUCCGGCUCAAGCCAGUCAACUUGCAAGAGCAAUUUAUCAUGGCUUACGGAGGAUUGCGAGGAGCUGUCAGCUUCUCGCUGGUGGAGAUGCUUUUGCCCAGUGUCAUCCACCCUCGUCAGAUGUUUGUCACGACCACGCUGGCUGUUAUUCUCUUCACCGUAUUCAUACAAGGUGGGACCAUCAAGCUAUUUGUCCGGCUUCUACACAUCCAGAAAGAUAGCAAAACAGUUAAAUAUCUAAUGAAUGAAAUGAACGAGACGAUGUUUGAUCACUUGUGCGCCGGAAUCGAGGAGAUUUGCGGCCACCGCGGCAACAAUUUCUUCAGGGAGAAAAUUGAGCAUAUUGACGAGCGUUACCUGAGGCCCGUCUUCACGCGCAGCACGGACAAGAACAGUCUGCAGCGUUUGUUUGAAAAAUUGACUUUGUCGGAACAUGCGGCAAACAUGUACGCUGGGCAAGGGGAACACACGGGUUUCACUCCCGUUGCCAGUUCAGCCAAGAUGGAAGAUCCCGAGCCGGAGCCGGAGCUAACGACCAAAGAACCAAUAAGUGCUUUGCCGAUUAGGGGCGAUGUAGAAGAUUCGCCAUUGUUGCCCCAGUCGCCAUUGCCCGGGCAAGUGCAGCCGCUAAGCAAAAGAUCUUUUAAAGGUAAAUUUCCCUUGGUGCGACAGCAGAGCGCUCCGCCCGGCAGCAUGCUUCCGACGCGUGCUUCCACUCCGGGGGCUAACAAUCCAGCGCGGACUAACAACGAAAACGUGAUGGCACUGCAUGCCGAGUUCCCUGACGUACAACUGCGCAUUAAGGGCUUCAAGGGAAGGCAAUCGAGACCCAACAGUGGUGAAUCAACCAACAGCGGUAACCUCGAUCCGGAUGCAACGGCUCAGGCCUUCCGCAAAGCUCUUCGCACCACUAGCAGCAAUCAAUACAAACGGGUCUAUCAGAAACACAACCGCAAUCUGAUCGGAGACGACGAUUUGCCGGAAUUCGAAAUGGCUUUACGGCGACGGUUGUCCAGUGUGUCCGGUACCAUGCAGCCCGGAUCACGCUUCCCGCAAACUGUUUCUUCCGUCUUCAAUUCUCCACUGUCCAGUCCAGACUCGCCGUUGUCUCCCAAAUCAACAGCUACCGCCGGUGCUAAUCCAACGUCCAGUUUCGAUAGCGGAACUUAUUUCCCCUUUUCAGUGAAUGGAGAACCUCCUGCGCGACCGCAGGCAGCCAGGCGGGAAAACCGGCGAUCCGUAUCGCCGACAAGGAGUAGCAACGUCCAACAGCAGCCGCCCGAAUAUUCGACGGAAAAUGAACGACCACCCAUCACCGGCGGCACAAGCAAGCGACCGAGACUAGAGGCUAUGAGGCCGUCUGGAUUUGCCCCAUUGCGGGUCAUUGCCGAACGCGAUGGGGAGCACAGCUCUUCCAGUUUGCACAUCCAGGACAUCGAAAAUGGCGAGGAUGCGUUCACACUUGACGCCAGCCACACAAACGGCAGCCGCCCGCCUCGGCUCGGUGCUAGCAAGGAGACCGGAGUGACUAGGUAUUAGAACCGACAACGCCAAUAGAGAAAUUUACUAUAUACAUACAAGUGUGAGAGUAUACUUGUAUCGAGGUAAUUCAUUCGUUUUUCAUUACAGUUUACAUUUUUAUUCUGCACUACUUUGUGGCGGUGGAAAGAACCAUGAAAAGCCGAGACACAGCACACAAUGAAUGUUGGUUAUAAUGCGAAAACUUGGUUAUACCGUUUGUUUUGUUGUAUCAUUUUUUUAUGAGAUGGCGCGAUACCAGGAACAUGCCUCACCACGGUUGUUUGAUUUUUCUCAAUUGUACCAUAGUUGUUGAUUCUUUUCUAGAGAGUGAACGAUUCAAUGAGAUGAGUUCAAAAAUAUAAUAAAAGAGUCGUCUUAUCAA
Messenger RNA from Daphnia pulex (common water flea), 3903 nucleotides. Its product is annotated as sodium/hydrogen exchanger 2-like. Bases 432 to 3539 code for a protein of 1035 amino acids. Gene Ontology annotation, cellular component: membrane. The record is from RefSeq and is a predicted model, not a curated record. NCBI's taxonomy places the organism in Eukaryota, Metazoa, Arthropoda, Branchiopoda, Diplostraca, Daphniidae. Gene Ontology annotation, biological process: proton transmembrane transport; regulation of pH; sodium ion transport. The transcript has 19 exons. Gene Ontology annotation, molecular function: sodium:proton antiporter activity.